AUGCUUUCAUCGGAGGUCAUAUCCGAAGGAUUGAAGGCAAGAACUAAGGGUUCGAUGCUCCGAGCUGCAACUCCCAGUCCAUUUACCACCCUUCACGACCCGCUCGACCUCCAUCGGGCUGUCGCCGUCACAGAUUCCAUCUCCUUAUUUACAUCCGAUCUAGACAACAAUGUCUUGACAUCAAGCUGGGCUAUUCUUUUGGCCUGUUAUUCCGGUUCUACCGCAAUCAGACUCGAGAUCGAUUUUCGGCAUACUGACGGAUCGGCGGCGGAAGCGGCAACACAUGGCAUCGAACUAGAUCUGCAUCCCAGCCAGAGCAUACAAGCGACAUUGGACGGAGUGACAAAGAAGUUGAAAGGCGUCCAUGAGCUGAGAGAAGGAGACAAGAGCGAAACUGUCCAAGGACUUCGCGUUUCGAUGGUUUCGCCAUUGACUUCUUGUGCAGACCUCCCAAGCAGCGAUGUGUCCGAAGGCCACCAGUGGCACACGCUGGAUGAUGACGAAAUACUACGUAUGGUAAUCCAACCAGCAUCUGGGAAGUGCCUAUCCUUUUGCAUUUACUAUGCAGCAACAGUUGGCUUUCAUGACGUCGCCUCACGCUUCACGUAUCAGUUUGCUCAUCUUGUCCGUCAGAUCACAUUGGCUGCUCCUGAUCUGACAUUGCAACACCUCGAUAUGAUCUCAGAGUUUGACAGAGCCACACUCGAACAGUGGACUCCACAGACAAGCAAGUCGGUACUGGAAUGUUGUCAUCAUCUCUUUAGCGCCCAAGCAGAGAAGCAGCCAUCCGCUCCUGCUAUAUCGUCGUGGGACGGUGAACUCACUUACGGCCAGGUCGAAUCGUUGUCAGAAAGACUGGCAAGUGUGCUUCUCAGUAAUGGGUUCAGUAAAGGGAUGAUCAUUCCACUAUUGUUUGAGAAGUCGAAGUGGAUGGUGGUCGCUACGUUGGCAAUCCUUAAGGCCGGUGGGACCUGUGUCAGUCUGUGCACCGAUUAUCCAGACUCUUACGUCCACAGCAUUAUCAAGAAGUUGAACUCAAGAGGAGUUCUAUGUUCGCGGUCGCAAAGCGAUAGGCUUGGACAUGACGGGUAUCUCCGAUGGGUAGUUCCCGAGAUUUUUGAGACAUCAUUUUGUUAUGAACAGUAUAUUGUCCACACAGGCCCCCAUGAUGUGGCUCAUCUCAUUUUCACCUCUGGCAGCACUGGAGAGCCCAAAGGCGUGAUUUUGACGCAUGAGGCUAUUGCCACGGCCACCCACCAUCAAAGUCAUGCUCUGAAUGUGCACCCAAGCUCUCGGAUCCUGCAGUUCUCCUCGUAUGCUUUUGACAUGAGCGUCUUGGAGACGUGGUAUGCGCUGACGCGCGGCGCCUGUCUAUGCAUUCCGUCCGAGAAGCAACGGCUCUGGGAACUGCCAUCCUUUAUUCAAAAUCAUCGUGCUUCGUGGGCAUUUUUCACCCCAACACUUCUACGCAGCUAUGCACCGGAGGAUUUGUCUUAUCUGGAGACAGUCGUUCUCGGUGGUGAACCAGUGACUCAAGACUUGGUUGCUCAGUGGCACAGCCAUAUCCGUCUGUUCAACCUCUGGGGCCCCUCGGAAGGCUGUGGCGGUGCAAGCAUCGAGAUCCUUCCCGGAAGCUGGAUUCCUGGGACCUUUGGAAGCAGUGCCUGCUGUAAUUUAUGGAUUGUGCGACCGGACAAUGUGGACCAUUUGGUCGCUAUUGGAACAGUUGGGGAGAUUAUCAUAGAAGGGCCUGCCGUGGCCCAAGGCUAUCUUAACGAUCCCGUGCAGACUGGUAAGGUCUUCAUACCACCUCCUCAAUGGCGCAGUACCUUCCCUCAACCUAUAAGCGGACGCUUCUACAAAACUGGAGAUCUUGCCCAGUACAAUGCCGAUGGGUCAAUCCGUUAUCUUUCACGGAAGGAUACUAUGGUCAAGAUCAACGGUCAGCGAGUGGACAUGGACCAGGUUGAGGUUGCCCUCCGCCGCCUGGAGCCCAAUCACCCGAUCGCCGUAGAUGCUGUUAUGCUACAGGAUCGAAGCAACCGCUCUGACCCAGUCCUCCUGGCAUUUGUCGAGCAUGCUGUAGGCGUCGAAUGGGACGAGGACCUUGCCACGGUACGAUGGCCGACUCAAGUGCCUCGCUCCUUCCACACUGAGGCUUCGCGUCUUCUCGACCGCCUGGCAAAGUCUCUACCCCGAUUUAUGGUCCCCUUGUUCCUCAUCCCCCUGACUCGGAUGCCGAUUGGGCCUACGGGGAAGGUGGACAAAAAACGUCUGCGCAAGGCUGUGACUGGCAUGUCUCACACUGAUCUCGUCACGAAGUUAUAUCACAAGAGCCGCUCUUUGACGUCAAAUACACAGUUAUCACCGUUUCCCCCGACGAGAUCUGAACAUAUUCUCCUAGAAAGUGUGGCCAGCGUCCUGAAAAUACAGCAAUCGGCCAUUGAUUUGGAUCGCCCCUUCCGACAGCUGGGCGGGGAUUCAGUCUCGGCCAUCCAAGUUGCACGGCACUUAGCCAGACACGGCCACUACCUUCAUUGGGAGGGACUCCUCGAUGCUGAGCGCUCGUUGAAGAACCUUGCGGCCUCAAUUCAGGCCGUCCAGCCUUGCCAUAGGCCUCCACCGGAACCCUUUUCUCUACUGCAAUUUUCCGGUGAUAUUACGGCGCUGCGUCAAAUUGCUGCACAACAGUGCUUGAUAUCCGUGACGGAUAUUGAGGAUAUGUAUCCCUGCACACCAAUCCAGGAGGGCAUUUUCUCGAUCACAUCCAGCCUGGGCACCAAUGCCUAUAUCGACAGGUUUUUGUUCCAUCUGGCACCGGGAACAUCUCCUGAAGAUGCAAAGAGAGCGUUAAGUUUGGCUGUGAAUCAAGUACCUGUUCUACGUACAAGAAUCGUUCAACCUCCAGGUGCACAUUCUUAUCAGGUUGUCGUCAAACAACCUAUAGACUGGCGAAGCUAUCCCAGUAUCACCGACUUCACCUCGGCGGACUGUGGUCUCGAGAUGAGCUUUGGAAUGCCGUUGGUAAGCCUUAGUUGCAUUCUGGGAGAAGGGCAGUCCGAAACGAUUGCAUUGACGCUUCAUCAUGCCACAUACGACGGCUGGACACUGUCACUACUCCUUCAACUCGUCGAACAGGCCUACCAUUGUUCAUCUGGAGUUGAAAUCCUUCCGUUCUCCUUGUUCGUCCAGCAUCUCCAACAGCAGCGUGAUCCUACAGCCACGACAAGCUUCUGGCGCGGUGAACUGGCAGACGUUGAACCGUGUGUCUUUCCCCAUUACCCAACUUCUGACUAUCUACCUCGUGCAGAGACUACAUGUGGUCGGCAUAUUAAACUGCCGCCCUCUGAUGGCGUGUUUAGUCCAACAGUCCGACUACGUCUCGCCUGGGCACUUUUGCUCUCAUUGUACAGCGGGUCAGAUGAUGUGGUUUUCGGUAAUGUUGUCGACGGACGUCGAGCAGAUUUCCCUGGAAUAGAGGCUGUGGCCGGGCCCACAAUUGCCACCAUUCCCGUCCGGUGCCAGUUAGAUCACAAAUCCAGUGUUCGAGAUGCGCUUUUGCAGCUUGAAGAAGCACGAUCUCGUGCGAUCCCUUUCGAGCAGUCUGGCUUGCAGCAUAUUGCUCGGGCAAGUAAGGAUGCUGCAAUGGCAUGUCGUUUCCGAAGUCUGCUUGUGGUGCAGUCCAAUGCCCAGGGUUUCGAGGCCCCCCCCAUUCUGGGCCGAGUGGAGACAAGGUUAGGUGGUAUGCAAGGCUUCCCAGGAUAUGGGCUUAUCCUCGUCUGUGAGCCCGGGCUCGAGAGCUGGUCUCUAGAACUCCUCGUCGAUACAAACGUCAUUCCUAAGUCCCAGGGGGAAAGAAUGCUGGAUCAAUUGGCCCAUGUUCUGAGUCAGCUUUCGGGGCAUGAGUGUAUGCUCGACGAGCUAGACCUACUCUGCGAUGAGGACCAGACUGAACUAUCGACAUGGAAUACGGGUGCUCUAGCCCAGCCAGAGUGCUGCAUUCACGAUUUGUUUGCCGAAGCCGCUGCGAAACAGCCCGAGGCCAUUGCACUGACGACAUGGGAUGGCAUAAGUCUGACUUAUGCACAACUCGAUAAGCUCACAUCUGCAAUGGCAAGUGACUCCCAUCCUGAAAACGCCGUCCCCGAACGCAACAACGUCUGUAUACUUCUUCCACGUUCUCACUGGGUCCCUGUUGCCAUGCUGGCGGUCAUGAAAUCUGGGAGUCCAUUUGUUCUGCUGGAUCUGGAACAGCCGGCCUCUCAACAUGAGAAGAUAUGCCAGCGGGUUCGAGCGAGCCUCAUCGUGACAAUGAAACACUUAGCAGAUAGGGCCAGGGGGCUUUGUGACUCGGUGUUUUUCAUUGACUCGUACACACCGCAGGCCGUGACUCGAGCGUUUGAUGCAAAAACGACUGCGCAGGACAUUGCAUACACAGUCUUCACAUCAGGGUCAACUGGAGAACCCAAAGCGGUCAUUAUUGAGCAUGGACAAUUUGCCGCUGCCGCUAUCGCGCAACAAAAACACUUGCACAUAAAUUAUCAGUCUCGUGUGCUCCAACUUUCCUCUUAUGCCUUUGACUCCUUUGCCGUCGAAAUUCUCACCACGCUUUGUGCUGGAGGCUGCGUGUGUAUCCCGCAAGACGAGGAGUGUCGGACCGGAAUCGUGGCCGCAGUACAGCGAUUUCAGGCAACAUGGAUGGUCAUCACCCCUUCGAUGCUUCGAGUAGUAGACCCUCGGGAUGUGCCGAGCCUGAAUACCGUGGUUGCUGUUGGGGAAUCAAUGCUUGUCGACCAGGCGAAGAAAUGGUCCUCUAAAGUUCAGCUGCUGUGUGGUUAUGGGCCUACCGAGUGCUGCACAGGUGCCUCGGCUAUACCGGUGAACCAUGAGCAGGUGGACGUGCGCAACAUUGGAAACGGUAUGGGCGCCCAUCUUUGGCUGGUCCAUAAAAAUAACCACAACUCCCUUGUUCCGGUGGGCGCAGUUGGUGAGAUCGUCAUCCAGGGUCCGAUUGUGGGUAGAGAAUACCUGGAAAAUCCCGGCAAGACACGAGAAGCAUUCCUAGAUACGACAGACUGGGUUUCUCAACUCGGUGCGGCAUCUCAUGGUCGAUUCUACAAAACCGGUGAUCUGGGCAGAUACAACGAAGAUGGUUCGGUCAUCUUCCUCGGUCGAGACAGUCAACAGAUCAAACUUCGUGGGCAACGGUUGGAUUUGUCUCUCGUCGAGUACCAUUUGCAGCUGGCUUUUGGUGCUGGCUGUACGGUAUUAGCGGCCUUGAUCAGUCCCAAGGGCUCUGAGGGCCAUUCCUUGCUCGCCGCCAUGGUGUACUUGGGCACUGACUCCAGCAUAGAUGGAGAUUCCACUGCUGCCUUUUGCCAGCCCUCCCCGCUGUUUGCCGCUCGUGCCUUGGAUGUCCAGAAAACUAUCCAGGAAGCCUUACCCCCCAUAAUGGUACCGUCGCUCUUCCUCCAACUUCCAAAGCUCCCACUGCUUGUAUCUGGCAAGGCCAAUCGACCAGCACUGAAACGGGCCGCAGAGGCCACUUCGGCGCAAGACCUGGCUGCCUUGGGACAGAUUGGCUCACAGAAAGUGAUUGAAUCCCUGGCCGAGGAUGAAAUUAUCGCACAGACUCUUUCGCGUUGGCUGAGUGAAAUUGUCCAGAAAAGGUUUGGACCCUCAGACACGCAGUCUGCCAGUGGUCAAAUUCUUGGACGGAAUGUAAGCCCCGCUCAGCUGGGAUUAGAUUCUAUUGAUAUGGUUCUUUUGGCCCAAUCAAUUCAGCGCGAGUUUCACAUCACUAUCCCGACUUCUGCCCUCUUCCAAACCAUGCCGAAGGUCCGCGAUAUUGCCACUAUGAUUGCUGCCUCCUCCACAUCGUCCAAGGGCGGCUCCAACCCCAUUCCAGCAGAUUCCGCCCCUUGGUGGAAGGACUAUCAACGGUUAGAGGCCGAGAUGGACACUUUUUUCCCCAAGCCCGAAUCAUUAUCCAGGGACAAACAUAUCAUAGGAUCGAUGCCGAGAAAGCGAUUCCGUAAUGUGUUUCUUACAGGCGGCACAGGGUUUCUUGGAACACGGAUUCUGCAGUCACUCAUAUCGAAUCCUGACAUUCAGUCAGUCACUCUCCUGGUGCGUGGUCCCAGUCUUGAAGCGGCAUUCGCCCGCAUCAUUGCGGCCGCGAGUCAGGCCCAUUGGUGGAGACAUGAGUAUCGCCGUGUGAUUCGAGUCUGGCUCGGGGAUUUAGCUCAACACAAUUUGGGACUAUCAGAUGAGAAUUAUGACAUUCUAUGCGGAGAGACUUUUGACUCCAUCAUUCACUGCGCCGCCACUGUUCACUGGCUUUAUGACUAUGACACCUUGAAAGCCAGCAACGUGCAGUCUACUUUUACACUCCUCAAGACACUCUCCCGCCGCCAAACUCCCAUUCCAUUCACGUAUGUCUCUGCAUUGCGGCCUGGAGAGAAAGGUGGAUUCCCGGUCUCAGAUGAUCUCAAGAGCACGCUCUCCGCAGAAUCUGGUUACAGCCAGACAAAGCUGGUGUCCGAGAUGUUGAUCGAGCGCUACGUUCAGUCUCAUGGCCAUCAAGGUCACUCCUUUACAAUUGUUCGCCCGGGACUAAUGAUGGGUGCCGCAAUGGACGGAGUAGCCAACCUUGAUGAUGUCAUUUGGCGCACCGUUUCUGCAGCGCUUGAUAUUGACGGCUAUAACGCUGAAGAGAACGAAUCAUGGAUUUAUAUAUCUCCAGUAGAUUGGGUUGCCAGCGUGGUGACACAUGCUACUUUCUUCCGUGCUUCAAGCAAGUCAUCGACACCCGGACAUGCCUCCCUUAUCUCCGUGGAGGAUGGACUUCAUGUCAGGGAGUUUUGGAACGCCAUCAUGGAAGGUACAUCUCGGUCCCUCAGACCUUUAAAUGGGUCGGAGUGGCUAGACCGAGUGCAGGAAAGAGUGACAUCAAUGGGUAGACACCAUCCCCUCUCGCCAGUAAUCGAAUUUGCCAUUGCUACUUCCGGUUGUAUAGGCGCUUCCAUACUCGAGCCAUCUUCCAAUUUUCAACAAGCCUGGUACUCGGCCCAGAGCAUCCUCUGGAUGACAGUUGUCCGCAAUGCCGAGUACCUCACGUCGCUGGACUUCUGGGAGUAUGGCCAACGGGUGACAGGUCAUCAGUCUGCUUCCAAUCGGACGGUUUCAUUAGUUUGA
Molecule: messenger RNA, 7197 nt
Organism: Penicillium cinerascens
Lineage: Eukaryota; Fungi; Ascomycota; Eurotiomycetes; Eurotiales; Aspergillaceae
Exons: 1
Coding region: 1-7197 (2398 amino acids)
Biological process (GO): amino acid activation for nonribosomal peptide biosynthetic process; secondary metabolite biosynthetic process
Cellular component (GO): cytoplasm
Molecular function (GO): catalytic activity; phosphopantetheine binding
Source: RefSeq, a predicted model, not a curated record